This is a messenger RNA of Racocetra fulgida, 195 nucleotides long. Lineage: Eukaryota; Fungi; Glomeromycota; Glomeromycetes; Diversisporales; Gigasporaceae. The record is from the annotation of a GenBank genome assembly.
AUGAGUAAAGUCCAACGGCAAAAGGCCACAAACAAAAGACUACAAAUAAAAGCUCAUCAGAAAAAUCUACCAACAAAAUUCACCAGUAAAAAAUCUAUAACAAAGUCUACAACAAAAGCCGCAAAUAAAAGUUCACCAACAAAAAACACCAAUGAAAGUUCAAAUAAAAGCCUCCAGCAAAAGCUUUCCAACUAA